AAAAGGGAAGAAACUUGCCGUGGAAACCAAGAUAGCCCUACUCAUUCAACCUUCUCUAUAGUAUAUAUACCAUACGAGUAUUUUUCAAUCCGGUGUGAAAGAAAAGAGUGCUACUUUUCUGAUAGAUAAAACAGAGGAAGUAAAAGGAAAGAUCGAGAUCGACAUGGAAGUAGUUGAAGAGAUGGAGAUUGUGAUAGUCGGCGGUGGGAUUUGUGGGCUUGCCACCGCACUUGCUCUUCACCGGAAGGGUAUUACAAGUGUAGUUUUGGAGAAAUCGGAGUCUCUGAGAGCUGGCGGAGGCGGUAUUGCUGUUCACACUAAUGGCUGGCGUGCCCUGGAUCAGCUCGGUAUUGCUUCUGAGCUCCGACAAACUGCCCACACUCUUCAAUUGUCAAGGAUCAUGUUUCUUGACAGUGGGAAGCAGAAAGAAUUACCCGUCUCGGAAGGGGAAGCUCGGUGUGUUGAACGGAGUAAAUUAAUUGAAUUGCUGGCUGCUCAUCUGCCGCUUGGAUCAAUUCGCUUUGGGUGUCAAGUAAUCUCAAUCAAAUUGGACACGCACACUUCAACUCCAAUCCUUCAUAUGCGUGAUGGAAGCAUAAUUAAGGCUAAGAUUGUGAUUGGAUGUGAUGGAGGCAACUCAAUCAUUGGGGAGUUUCUGGAGCUGAAGCCCCCGAAGCUUUUAUCUGCAUGUGCGUUGAGAGGUUUUACAAUUUAUCCAAAUGGCCAUGGAUUUCCCCCUGAUUUCAUUCGCCAAAAAAAGGGCCAAAUCCUGCUUGGAAGAACUCCUGUAAAUGAUACGUUGGUUUUCUGGUUCGUGGCUUCUCAAGGUUACCCUCAAGAUUCAAAUGUUUGGAAAGAUCCAGAGCUUAUUAGACAAUAUGCUCUGGAGUCGACCAAAGGCUUCCCGACAGAGAUGACAGAAAUGAUAAACGGGAGUGACGAGAAAUCAUUGUCUCUCACGCACCUGAGAUAUCGCGAGCCACAUGACGUGCUAUUCGGAAGGUUUCGGAAAGGAAGCGUGACGGUGGCAGGGGAUGCAAUGCACAUAAUGGGUCCAUUUCUUGGUCAGGGUGGCUCGGCGGGUGUUGAAGAUGCCAUCGUGCUUGCCAGAUGCUUGGCGCCGAAGUUGCAGGAAGAAAAUCUGGAAAGAAAUGGAAGGGAGAUGAUGAUGGUGCAGAAGGUUGGGGAGGGUUUGGACGCGUAUGUGAAGGAGAGGAGAAUGAGACUGGUUUGGCUGUCUACGCAAACUUAUCUCACGGGGAAAUUGUUGCUUGAUGCUUCGCCAUUUCCGAUGAAGUUGCUUAUUCUUGUCAUCGUGGUUGCUCUGUUUAGAGACCCAGUUGGUCAUAGUCGAUAUGAUUGUGGCCGCCUUUAAGACCAAUUUCCAUGCAUGGAUUAAUGCUAUUUUGUUGUUGUAAUUCGAAUAAUAUCCCUCUGUUUUCCACUUGCUGCUUGGAGGGUAAACAUAUGUUCAUAUCUUGAAUAAUGGGACAUUUUAUGUAAA
Molecule: messenger RNA, 1504 nt
Organism: Corylus avellana
Lineage: Eukaryota; Viridiplantae; Streptophyta; Magnoliopsida; Fagales; Betulaceae
Product: monooxygenase 1
Molecular function (GO): FAD binding
Source: RefSeq, a predicted model, not a curated record